CUGGAUGGUAAGCUCUUCAGAGCAGUCCCACAUAUCUGAGCACCUGUUUUUGAAGAAAGUUGGUGGGAAAGGCUCUAAGGACUCUGUCCCAUUAGGGAACUUCACAAGAGAUAAACACACCUGCUCACUUACCAGUGUUUCUGACUUCCCGCUGAACUGAAAAUUGCUUGUUUGGUGGAAAAACAAAACUUGGCAGCAAAUCUCUAAAAUGAAGACCCCCAAAACCUUUGAGGAGCAAACAGAAUGCAUCAUGGACUUUCUACUCACGGACUUAUUAGGCGUACCUUCAAAGGUGACUAACCGGGACCUAUGUGGUGAAGGUGAACUUGAAACAGAUUCAGGAGAGGCUUGCUCUUUUGACGUGGCCAUCAUUGCUGGUCGCCUUCGGAUGUUGGGGGACGAGUUCAACGGAGAACUGGAAGCUUCUGCCAGAAGUGUCAUUGCAGAAACCGUUCGGGGACAGGGAGGAGCUGUCCUUCAGAACACAGUAAAAUCUCUCAGCAAGGCCUGGUGUGCUCAGAAUUCCAGCUUAGCUUAUGAGAGAGCCUUUUUGGCAGUUUCAGUGAAACUGCUUGAAUGUGUGAUCCGCCUAGCUCCAGAAAUGGCAAGACAGGUGGCGACCCCCAUGACAGAUAUGAUCAAUGGGAAUGGUGCCAUCCGGGAGUUCAUCCAGGGCCAGGGAGGUUGGGAAAAUCUGGAGAGCUGAAGAAGAGGGAGAGCUCCUUCCCAGCCUGGACAUCGCUUCCUCUCUGACUAUCAGGUGACUGAUUUCUGGCAAUUACAACAGAAACGACCAAAUCAAAAAUCACUUUCUUUUGGACACAACUGAACUUAGUUGGAUAAUUUAUUUCCUAUCAAUAAAGUUGGGAGGAGCUUCGAGAGGUCCA
This is a messenger RNA of Myotis myotis, 887 nucleotides long. It is a transcript of the gene BCL2L15, whose product is annotated as BCL2 like 15. Bases 209 to 706 code for a protein of 165 amino acids. Lineage: Eukaryota; Metazoa; Chordata; Mammalia; Chiroptera; Vespertilionidae. The record is from RefSeq and is a predicted model, not a curated record. Gene Ontology annotation, cellular component: cytosol; nucleus. The transcript has 4 exons. Gene Ontology annotation, biological process: regulation of apoptotic process.